UGGGAAAAUUGCAAAGCAGCUUAACAGAGGCCGGGACUGAGAGUGGAAAGAGGUGCUCAGUGUGGACCCACUUGGCCCUUGGGAGAAAGAAAGGACGUAGCCCCUGCUGCCCUGGAAGAGACGUUCUGUUGCAAAGCCUUCCAAAGCCAGCGGGCACUCCGCUGUCUCAGAAGGGAGCUGUUUGCAGUGCUGGUCACAGCCUCUGGUGCCCUCCUCGGUCACUCAUCUGAUUGUUACAAUGAGUCUGCGGAAGCAAACCCCCAGUGACUUUUUGAAGCAAAUCAUCGGACGGCCAGUUGUGGUAAAAUUAAAUUCUGGAGUGGAUUAUCGAGGGGUCCUGGCUUGCUUGGACGGCUACAUGAACAUAGCCCUGGAGCAGACAGAAGAGUAUGUGAACGGGCAGCUGAAGAAUAAGUACGGGGACGCGUUCAUCCGUGGGAACAACGUGUUGUACAUAAGUACACAGAAGCGAAGGAUGUGAAGACGCCAAGAGAGCAAUAGUUUUCAUAGUUGGAUAUAUUUUUUGUGAAAUUCUUUUCUACUUUUUGGUUCUUUUGUGAUGUAAUUUGUCCUGUUUCGUAAUAGUUGGUGAGUUUUUAACUGACAUGUGAGUAAGAUCAAUGUAUACAGCUGUGGAUUUAAUUGUAAAAAGUUCUUUGACACUUAAAUUUCAGUCGUUUUCUUUUACCUCUAUGUCAGUGUACAGAAUGCCGAAAGAAUAAAAAAAUGACAAAA
Molecule: messenger RNA, 735 nt
Organism: Tupaia belangeri chinensis (Chinese tree shrew)
Lineage: Eukaryota; Metazoa; Chordata; Mammalia; Scandentia; Tupaiidae
Gene: LSM6
Product: LSM6 homolog, U6 small nuclear RNA and mRNA degradation associated
Exons: 4
Coding region: 239-481 (80 amino acids)
Biological process (GO): maturation of SSU-rRNA; mRNA splicing, via spliceosome
Cellular component (GO): sno(s)RNA-containing ribonucleoprotein complex; P-body; nucleolus
Molecular function (GO): RNA binding
Source: RefSeq, a predicted model, not a curated record